This is a messenger RNA of Oncorhynchus kisutch (coho salmon), 1476 nucleotides long. Its product is annotated as lysophosphatidic acid receptor 6. The coding region runs from base 260 to 1222 and encodes 320 amino acids. NCBI's taxonomy places the organism in Eukaryota, Metazoa, Chordata, Actinopteri, Salmoniformes, Salmonidae. Gene Ontology annotation, biological process: G protein-coupled receptor signaling pathway. The record is from RefSeq and is a predicted model, not a curated record. Gene Ontology annotation, molecular function: G protein-coupled receptor activity; oxysterol binding. The transcript is spliced from 2 exons. Gene Ontology annotation, cellular component: membrane.
UCGGCACCAAGCAGCGCCCCAGAGCUAACAAAGAUUUUCCAACCCCUGUGACAUCAGCUCAUAUAUGAAGGUGAAGGGGGGAAAACAGACAAUGUGUUUGAUUAGUGUUCACGUGAAGUAGCCUACUGUAGUAGUUUGACUUUUUUGAAGAGUUCUUCACAAACUUUGUUGCAUCAUUAGCAAGGGAAAGCAGAAAUCUACUUUCCACUAGUUCUGUCACAUACAAGCUCCUUUUGAUAACCAAACCAGACCUGAAACAAUGAAUACAUCUGUUGGAGAUGGAACUGACAACUGUAGUACCCCCAGAGACUAUCAGUUCUACUUCUUCCCAGUCGUCUACAGUCUGGUGAUGGCACUGGGCCUGCCAGGCAACGUGGGAGCCCUCUAUGUGUUCAUCUUCAAGAUAACUCCCCGCACCUCCUCUAAUGUGUUUGUCAUUAACCUGGCCCUCGCUGACACCACCUUCCUUUGCACCCUGCCCUUCAAGAUCCACUACCACCGCAACAGCAAUGACUGGGUAUUCGGAGAUGUGGCCUGCAGCAUCACAGGAACACUGUUCUUCGCCAACAUCUACAUCAGCAUCGCCUUCAUGACCUGUAUCUGUGUGGAUCGAUAUGUGGCCGUCGCCUAUCCUCACACUUAUCUGAGGCUCCGGAACUCACGUUGCACUGUACUGGUGAGUGCAGCAGUGUGGGUGGUGGCGGGGGCAGCUGUUCUGGCCUUCAUCCUAGUGGGACCUCUGGACAGCCAGCACUGUAGCUGCUUUGAAAACUUCUCCCAGAAAGAGUGGGCCAGGCGUCUGGUGCCAUACAGCAUAUUCAGUCUCGUCGUCGGCUCGCUACUGCCCUCUGUGGUCAUCCUGGUGUGUUACCCUCUGGUGGCGCGGCGCAUCGCUCUCAUCCGGACCAACACAGCCCGCGGAGCCCUGAGGGUCAUCUACACAAUCCUAGUUAUCACCCUACUCUGCUUCCUGCCCUACCACGUGGUUCACUUCCUGCAUCUGCUCCGCCGUCUAGGGGUCAUCCAGCACUGUCCCUAUGCAAACGCCAUCUACAAUGCCCGGCGAGUGACAAUGGCCCUCGUCAGCCUCAACAGCUGUCUGGACCCCCUGCUCUACUACUUCACCACCAGUCACUGUAAGUGGAGUCCCUCCAAGGCCAGGUUCAGAUGGCUGUGGGAUAGGAGGACCAUGGGAGUCUACACCAUCGCUGUGAGACCGUGAUGCUUUUGCUUGCUCUGACUAAUGAAAAUGACAUGCAUUUUAUGUUCCGCUGAUAAACUCUGAAGGCUCGUGGUGAAGCAUUGUUUUCCUUACCGUGUACUGUAAACCACCAAUUAUUUUGUAUACCUUUACAUGUACGCCAUGUAAAUAUAGCAUUUACAUCUUCCCUUAUGUGUUAUUUCAUAGUUUUGAUGUCUUCACUAUUAUUCUACAAUGUAGAAAAGAGUACAAAUAAAGAAAAACCCUGGAAUGAG